CGAGGCUCGAUCGCCGAUGCCCUCUCGCUGUGGGCAUCCUGACGGUCUCAUAUAGCAUCAUCGGUAGUUCAAUCACGAAAGCGGCAAUCAGGCACGCUAUGGAGAAGCAUGCAGGUACCGCAAGCACGACUUCUCUGCGGCGACUUGGCGGCCAUGGUGUCACUCCCACCGCAACUCGACCCAGGUUCGUGAUUGCUAAGGCAAUCGUGAAUGUCAUGACCGUUACGAGUGGCUGCCGCUCACCGGCGAGGGGUAACGGCAGCAGCAAGGAGGCUGUCUGCCUGCCUGCCUUUGUCUCGCUCUACACUGCCGCUUGCUAUCGUAGAUCAGAGCAAGUUCAUCGUACCGGCAUUCUUCCUCUGUGAAUCGUUCGAGCCUUAAGAGCGUUCACCACAUCCAUGCCACGCAUGGCUUCACUUGACCUCACUACAAUCUCACAACAUCUCAAAAGAGACAUCGUCAUCAGCAUCACACCAUCGCGACAUCAAUCGACCAUCUUCUCCUUCUCGCCUCUCCUCGCCCAGGCUUAUCCAACGCAGGUUCUUGGCGCAUCUCGCUCGGCGCACAGCUCCGUUAAGCAUCCCUGGACCGGAAGACACCGGCUUUGAGUGGUGUGAUGGCUCCCAUUUAUGGCGCCAAUGGCGCGAAUGCGGCAGCGUCAGGGUGGAGCUCAUCCUCGAGCUCACCAAAGACCUGGCACGAUCCCACCAGCGGAGAGACGCAUCCGCCUCGCGCUUACAGUCAUCCACACGGGCUGUCCAGCGGUGGCGUAGCCGGGUUGGUGGUCAGCUUGCUCCUUAUACUGGCUCUCGCGGCCAUGCUCGCGCGCUUGUGGAUCGCUCAUCGUCGCCUUCGUUCAGAGUUCAGACGUGCAUCUUUCUCAGUGAGCUCAGUGCAAUGCGCCUCUGAGGCCUCGCACUGGCAUACAAAUCGAGCCCGAGCGCCUCGCAACUCCUUUCUAAAGCCAUUCACCCUUCAGAGACCUCGCGCUUUGUCGAAGAGCAGCACCUUUGCGCCUUUGCGCGGCUCGAGUCUAGACCAAAGCAGUCUCAAAUCACCACGAUCCUUUUCGGAUUCUAGCCGAUAUUCUUUCUCUCCGCAGCAGCACACUCUGCAACAAAUUCACACUGCAUCUUCCAUUCCGGACUCGUGGCUGCUCGCAGAUGAGCGCCUUCCGGUCGGCGCCAUGUCCGUGCACCGCCUGUCUCGCGGCGAGGCUCGAGCUCCAUCAGUCGUCUCAUCCAUCUACGCUGCCAGUCCUAGGCUAUUCAUGACUGCAAGUAGACAAGCAAGCAACUCUAGCAGGACAUCCGCCGCCGUCACCAACUCUCAAGCGCUCGUCGCUGUCGAGCACUACGGACAUAACAGUCGAAGAGCCUCGUUGCAACACUCCGAGACUUGCUUCGAACCUCAAGUAUGGGCCAAUGUGGUGUCGUCUCCUGCAAAUGCACACCUGCCAAACGGCAUAAUUGUCAGAGCGCCCACCUCGCACCAACGGCAUCUCCCUCUUGUGGACGAAGCGACAGCCUCUCCACUGCACCGACUGCAUCCCAACGCCAUCUCCCCAAGGCAGGCAACAGCGAGCACUAUGACGCCGGUUUCAAGCUCAAGAAUGAUGGGCAUGAUGCAGUCUCCCAUCCAGUCAUUGGCUGCCGACGCUCCGGAUUGGCACCACCUUAGCACGCCCCCUGACAGUGUUGGGCUGAGAUUAGCAGCCUUGCCUAGCUCUUCAACAUCGUCUCUGCAUCGACAUGCUCCGUGGAUGAUGUUGCGUCAGGCAUCGGAAGCAGCGAGCUGUGUCAGUCUUCCGCGCA
Molecule: messenger RNA, 1814 nt
Organism: Ceraceosorus bombacis
Lineage: Eukaryota; Fungi; Basidiomycota; Exobasidiomycetes; Ceraceosorales; Ceraceosoraceae
Source: the annotation of a GenBank genome assembly